Molecule: messenger RNA, 1317 nt
Organism: Conger conger (European conger)
Lineage: Eukaryota; Metazoa; Chordata; Actinopteri; Anguilliformes; Congridae
Product: polycomb group RING finger protein 1-like
Exons: 9
Coding region: 38-868 (276 amino acids)
Biological process (GO): negative regulation of transcription by RNA polymerase II
Cellular component (GO): PRC1 complex
Molecular function (GO): promoter-specific chromatin binding
Source: RefSeq, a predicted model, not a curated record
AGUAUCACAAUCCGGAAGUGAGCCUGAAGUGCCAAAGAUGGCGGCGCAGGAACCAAUGGCGAUAGCGAUGCGGCUACGAAAUCAGUUACAGUCUGUAUAUAGACUUGACCCUUUGAGAAAUGAGGAAGAAGCAAAAUUGAAAAUCAAAGACCUGAACGAACACAUUGUCUGCUAUCUGUGCGCUGGGUACUUCAUCGAUGCUACAACUAUAACUGAGUGUCUGCAUACAUUCUGUAAAACCUGCAUUGUGAAGUACCUCCAGACCAGCAAAUACUGUCCAAUGUGCAACAUCAAGAUCCACGAAACACAGCCUCUGCUCAAUCUGAAGUUGGACAGGGUAAUGCAAGACAUUGUCUACAAACUGGUCCCAGGGCUACAGGAGAGUGAAGACAGGCGGAUCAAGGAGUUCUACCAGUCUCGUGGCCUAGAAAGAAUAAUCCAGCCUUCGAACGAAGACGCAGUGCCAGAUGUCGCGGGUCUGCCGUACACCAGCUUCGACCACUCAAAAGCCCACUUCUACCGCUAUGAUGAGCAGGUUUUGCUGUGUUUGGAGCGGCAAAGUACAUCCUCAUCAUUUGGGAAAGAUAAAAACACAUCCGUGCAGCAGAAAUAUGUGCGCUGUUCAGCACGGGCAGAGGUGCGCCACCUGAGGAGGGUGCUGUGCCACCGGCUCUGUGUGGAGAGGCACCAGGUGAGUCUCAAUCAGAUCCAGAUGUUGUUCAACAACGAGUCCUUGCCAGAUCACAUGACAAUGAAGCAGCUGUGGCUCUCUCACUGGUUUGGGAAGGCACAGCCUUUGGUUCUACACUACACAGUCAAGGACAAGAGAUCAAGACAGAACAUGUCAUCUCCUGGAAAAGUUUGCUGAACAUUUCAAAUUCUUUGGGCUAAAAGACUUAAGCAGUGUACAUUUUUGUAUUUUAUAUUAUCUAUUUUGUAAUAUUUCUGUACAGAUAAAUAUGUAUUUUGUUUGUUCUCUGACCUAUAUUUUUAAAUACAUUUUGUGAUUAGUGAAACAAAGUUGAUGCAUUUUGUGGUUUCUUCAAAUGUACAGAUACUGUGGUUGGGCAUCAGCAUAUUUUCAAAGUUUUGUUUUUACAAGUAAUGAUUUAAUUUCCCAAAAACAUAGGUGUCAAACUUACUGCCACAACUGCUUUCAGUGCAUUCUUCAUUCACAAGGAUAAACUACUGAGUUGUCUUCUGUGUUUUGUGAGGUUAGUGAUCUUUUUGGGGAACUUCUGACCAUUCCGGGAAACAGGAACUUCCAUGCUAGAGGAACACCCUCUUAUCCCUCCUACUAUGUUAAGAUUUCAUGGG